Molecule: messenger RNA, 3222 nt
Organism: Equus caballus (horse)
Lineage: Eukaryota; Metazoa; Chordata; Mammalia; Perissodactyla; Equidae
Gene: PALM
Product: paralemmin
Biological process (GO): regulation of cell shape; negative regulation of adenylate cyclase activity; positive regulation of filopodium assembly
Cellular component (GO): plasma membrane
Source: RefSeq, a predicted model, not a curated record
GUGACCUCGGGCUGGGACUCGGGCUGUGACCUCCGGCUGUGACCUCCGGCUGUGACCUCCGCCUGGGCCGGGGCGCGGAUGGGGACGGAUGGACAGUCCCCUCGCUGCGCCGCCUGACCCUCCCCGGCCCCGGCCGGGCCCCGCGGGGACACUGCCCGCCUUGUCUCCAGCCCGGUGAGCUGGCCGCACCCCCGACCCUGCAUCCGGCCUGCAUGGCCACCUGCCCGCCGGCAUGGGACCGGGCGUCCGGCUGCUUCCUCUCCUCUGUGUGGCCCUUGUGUGCCGGGGUCUCGGCUGUAUAUGCCCCCCCGCCUCCCAGCUUUGCCUCCUUCCCGCCUGGGUCCCUGGAGGCCACAGUAGAGCCGGGAAAAGGGAAGACGUGGGGUGAGGCCCGGAGUUGGCAGUUGUGGCUUGGAUCCCAGCUCUGCCACUUCCUAGCUGUGUGACUUUGGGCAAGUGACUUGCUGUCUCUGGGCCUCGGUUUCCAGCCGUGGGAAGAACAUUCCAGGCAGAGGGAACGGCCAGUGCAAAAGUCAUGAGAUAGCUGGAUCAAGCCUUUCCUGAACUCCACCCAGCUGAGCCCAGCCUCCCGGAGGAAGCAGAGAGGGAAGCCACAGAGGGCGUGGCUGAUGCUGCCGGGCCCAUGGGAGGUGCAGAGGAGCAGGGUCCUGGUGGCAGAGACCACGUCCCAGCAGGAGCGGCUCCAGGCCAUUGCUGAGAAGCGCAGGCGGCAGGCGGAGAUGGAGAACCAGCGGCGGCAGCUGGAGGACGCGCGGCGGCAGCUGCAGCAUCUGAAGUCCAAGGCGCUGCGGGAGCGCUGGCUGCUGGAGGGCGCACCGUGCUCGGCGUCCGACGGGGACGAGGACCUGCGGAGGCAGAUGGAGGCGGACGAGCAGAGGGCGCGGCUGCUGGAGGAGGCCAUCGGCAGGCUGGAGAAGGAGAUCGAGGCGCUGGAGAACGCGGACACGGCCCCCGCCACCGCCAGGGAGCCCGCGGCGGCCCCCAGCCCGGCCCAGGAGGAGGAGAAGGCGGAGGUGGUGGUGAAUUCCCAGCAGAGCCCGGUGGGCACGCCCAAAGAGAAGCGCGUCUCCACGCCCGCGAGGACGGCCGCAGGCGCCACCAUGAUGAAAGCAGCCAUGUACUCGGUGCAGAUCACGGUGGAGAAGGACAAGGUGACCGGGGAGACCCGGGUGCUGUCCAGCACCACCUCGCUCCCCCGGGAGCCGCUCCCCCAGGGCAUCAAGGUGUACGAGGACGAGACCAAAGUGGUCCACGCCGUGGACGGCACUGCCAUGAACGGGAUCCACCCGCUGAGCUCCUCUGAGGUGGACGAACUCAUCCACAAGGCGGACGAGGUCACGCUGAGCGAGGCGGGGUCUGCGGCCGGGUCGGCGGAGACCCAGGGGGCCCCGGAGGAGGCCGUGUGGACCACGCCCUCCAGGCGGGAGAUCACCGGGGUGCAGGCGCAGCCGGGCGAGGCCACCUCGGGCCCUCCGGGCAUCCAGCCCGGCCAGGAGCCCCCCGUCACCAUGAUCUUCAUGGGCUAUCAGAACGUGGAGGACGAGGCCGAGACCCAGAAGGUGCUGGGCCUGCAGGACACCAUCACCGCGGAGCUGGUGGUCAUUGAGGACGCGGCCGAGCCCAAGGAGCCCGCCCCGCCCAACGGCAGCGCCGCCGAGCCCCCGGCCGCCGCGGCCCCCCGGGAAGAGAACCAGGUGGGGGCCGAGGCCCCCGCCAGCGAGCCCCAGGACCUCGACAUGAAGAAACACCGCUGUAAAUGCUGCUCCAUCAUGUGAGCCGCCCGGCCCCCCAGACCCCGGCCCCGCCCUCCGUGCCAGACACCCACCGCCCAGCCCCCCCGGCGCCUGCCCACCCUCCACCCACCGCCACGGGCCCCAGGACACGCCGUGUCGUCACACGUUCCUUCUGAGUUUUCUCUCACUGGAAAGAGAGGGACGGGGAGGUCCCGCCCGCCCCCCGCCCAGGCACCGCCCCCGACACGCCCUAACCACUGAGCCGCACGUCCGCACCUGGCCGCAGAGACACACACGGCAGACCCACCCGUCCCCGAGACGAGACCCCCGUGUCGCAGCAGCUCCACAGACGCGGCUCCCGCCCACGGCGUCCCGGCUGGCGUGACCCGGGGCCUCGGGGCGGCUCCGGGCCAGCCCGCCACCCUCUGGGCCUCCUGCCUGUGCCUUCCUGCCACCUCCCAUGAGGUCCCCGAGGGGACAUCUCACCAGAGGGAGCCGCGGGGGCCUGCUCAGUCCCCACCCAGCCCCGGGAAGCGGGUCCCUCGAGGGUCCCCACCUGAGGCGCCGGCGUCCGGGUCUCGGCCGGCAGGGGUGAGGCCAUACCUCUUGGGGGCCCAGGCUCGAGGUCUCGGCUGGAGCACACGCCCCUCCCCGCGUGCCCUCUCUGGGCGCAGCCAGUGGACGGUGGAGCCUGGGGAAGGGGGCGCCCUGGGGACAGGCCCCCCGCCGGGUAGGGACCUGUGACCCCUGCGCUGCCGUCUGGUCGGGGCGGGCGGGGGUCUCGGAGCUGCCCCUGCGCGAGGCAGGGACGUGUGAGCCGCUUCUCAUGCCGACCGCCCGCCCCCACUGGGCCCUCCUUCCUCCUGGUGCUAAUUCGGGGACCCCGAGGGCCUGCCCCCCGGCCCCGUCUCCAGCCCGCUUGGUCCAGGGUCCCGGGUCCCCCCGACUACACCCCGGCGAUCGGGCCCAGUGCCGGCUCCGCUGGGUGUGGCGCGUCCAGGCAGCGGAGGGGGACCCCCCACGGCCGCCCAGCCCGAUGUGAGCCUGCCCCCCUCUCACCGGGAGGGGCGAGGGGUGACCGGUGCCCAUCCUGGGGGUGGCCGACACCCGGCUGUGCACGCACGUCUCUGGGGUGCAGCCACCCUUGUCCCCGGAGGCGCAUUCGUGCACGCGCUCACAGCCCCUCUCGCGGGUGGGCUGAGGACGACCAGGCCGCCCCCUCGGCAGGGCGGGUGCAGGGGCCGCCUCGACCGCGGCCCGGGUCCCGUCUCAGCUCCGCCCCUCGUUGGCCGGGAGGAGAGGCCCUCGUGAGACGCCCCUGGGCCGUGGCCGUGGCCCCCCCUCCGCCCUCCUCGAGUCCACCUGCGUCCUCGAGCCGUGAGCCUCCGCCGCCCCCUCUGCUUUCGAUGUGUGACGAGGCCCCGAUGUUCUUGACUUUCCCGGAGAAGCAAAUAAAACAGUGUGAGCA